Molecule: messenger RNA, 167 nt
Organism: Funneliformis geosporum
Lineage: Eukaryota; Fungi; Glomeromycota; Glomeromycetes; Glomerales; Glomeraceae
Source: the annotation of a GenBank genome assembly
AUUCAUGUCUUGAAAGAAAUAGAAAAGCCAUUAUUCUUGAUAAAGUAAUGAUCGAUACAGACACUCCAUCACAAUACCUCGCACUUGUUCCAGAUGAUAUCAAAGUUCAUACCGCAAUACAUUUCCAAACCAUCACCGAUUCUACAAAUAGAAUUGUCACAGAUUAA